Molecule: messenger RNA, 2178 nt
Organism: Gossypium arboreum
Lineage: Eukaryota; Viridiplantae; Streptophyta; Magnoliopsida; Malvales; Malvaceae
Product: pentatricopeptide repeat-containing protein At4g26680, mitochondrial-like
Exons: 1
Molecular function (GO): protein binding
Source: RefSeq, a predicted model, not a curated record
CUAUAUUUUAAAAUUAGAUGUUUGUCAAAAUAGCGAGGGUGUACCUUCAUUUUCUCCCCUAAGGCCACCUUUUAACUCAACUAUUCCACCUUUCAAUAAAAAUAGAAAACUCUACUGUUCCUGAACUCUGAAAGUCUGGAAAAAAAGGGGUCUUAGAAAGCAGAGAAACCUUCACUACUUCAGUAGCUGCGUUCAAAUGGUGAUUUCAGGUGAUAACGAAAAUUUAAAGCUGCCAAAAUUUCCCCUUUAUUGCUGGUUUCUUUUAAACUCUAAGAUUGCAAGUUUCUUUUUAUCUGCUAUCUUUCAUGAAUAAUUUCCUAGGUCGUCACUUCUCAACUUCGUUCGAUUCUGUUAAAGUAAAUCCCACUUCUUUAAAACCCUUAAUUGAUGUGAAUUCAAGGAGAAAGAAUUGGAAUCCAAUUCCAAUUCCCUUCAGAACAAUCCCUGAACCCAGAGGUCAAGACCUUGAUUUUGUGAAUGUUGCCCAUAGUCACCUCGUUCACUUUGAUUGGAAUAAGCUUAAUCCUUUAUCCAUCCACUUGACCCCAUUUAGAGUUAAGCAUGUUUUGUUAAAGAUUCAAAAGGACCAUGUUCUUUCUCUUGAGUUCUUCAAUUGGGUUAAAACUCGAAACCCCACUUCAGAUUCCCUUUAAACUCAUUCAGUGAUUCUCCACAUUCUCACCAAAAACCAGAAAUUCAAAUCCGCUGAAUCGGUUUUGAGGAGUCUUCUUGUGUCUGGUUCAUUGGAAUUGCCAGCUCAGAUGUUUGAUGUGAUACUGUAUUCUUAUCGAAUAUGUGAUUCCUCUCCUCCUGUGUUUGAUUUACUGUUUAAGACAUAUGCAGAUGCCAAGAAGUUUAGGAACGCUACGGAUGCUUUUUAUCGGAUGAAGGAUUAUGGGUUUUUGCCAAUUACUAAGUCAUGUAAUGCAUAUUUGAGUUCAUUGCUUGAUUCACAUAGGGUGGAUAUUGCUUUGGGGUUCUACAGAGAAAUGCGGCGUUGCAGGCUUUCUCCCAAUGUAUACACUUUUAAUAUAGUAAUUCAUGCGUUUUGCAAGUCAGGAAAACUUGAGAAGACUAUGGAAGUGUUAAGAGAAAUGGAGAUUAUGGAUUUUAGUCCUACUGUAGCAUCUUACAACACAUUGAUUUCAGGGUAUUGUAACAAGGGUCUAAUGAGCUUAGCCAUGAACCAUAAAAGCUCAAUGGGGAAAGAUGGAGUGCAUCCAAAUGUGGUUACUUUUAACACCCUUAUUAAUGGUUUCUGUAAGGAAGGGAAAUUACAUGAAGCAAAUAAGGUUUUCAAUGCGAUGAAAGCCCUGAAUCUGGCUCCAACUAUUGUAACUUACAAUACUUUGAUAAGCGGGUACAGUCAAGUAGGUAAGAGUGAGAUGAGCAACAGGCUUUAUGAGGACAUGUUGAAGAAUGGAGUUAAGGCUGAUAUACUGACAUACAAUGCAUUGAUACUGGGAUUAUGCAAGGAGGGUAAGACAAAGAAAGCUGCCUAUCUGGUUAAAGAACUUGAUAAGGACAACUUGGUUCCAAAUGCUUCGACAUUUUCUGCUCUUAUUAGUGGGCAGUGUGUCAGGAGGAACUCUGACCGUGCGUUCCAGCUUUAUAAGACCAUGAUCAGGAGUGGUUUUCAUCCAAAUGAAAACACUUAUAGUAUGUUGAUUUCUACCUUGUGCAAGAAUGAAUAUUUUGAUGCAGCAGUACAGGUCCUAAAUGAUAUGAUUGAUAGAUCAAUGGUUCCCGACUCUGGUACUUUGUUUGAGCUGCACAAGGGACUCAGCCAAUGUGCUAAAAAUCAAUUGGCAAUGAUCCUAUGCAAAAAACUGGAAGAUAGACAUCUGAUGCCAAAAGGUUUUGAUAAAUCCAAAAUUAUCAGUUCUCAACCAGAAAAUGAGGACAAGACAACUUGAUAUAACUUGUGGAUUUUGUAUAUUCCAACUCCAAUACUCUGAUACUGUCAAGUUGACACUGUGGGGUGCAUUUUUAUUUGAGAGUAUGCCCUAAGACAACUUUGUUUAGUUGAAGUAAAGGAAGAUUCAUAUUGUCUGUACCAAAGCAAUAGGAAGGUGCCUAUUGUUGAUCGUUGAAACAAACCAUCCCCCCUGUUUAAUUUUAUUGAAUAUUAUACAUUUUGGAAUGAGGCAGAUGGCCUACAAAUAUGCUUUUUAACAA